Molecule: messenger RNA, 2022 nt
Organism: Dunckerocampus dactyliophorus (ringed pipefish)
Lineage: Eukaryota; Metazoa; Chordata; Actinopteri; Syngnathiformes; Syngnathidae
Product: zinc finger protein 501-like
Exons: 3
Coding region: 472-1911 (479 amino acids)
Source: RefSeq, a predicted model, not a curated record
GUAGUAUAUUUAAGAGGUUCACAGGCUUGAAAUCAGGGUUAAUUACUUCAUUUCUACGUUUACGCUGUUGUGUCUCGUGUAACAAACUACAUAGUGUGAAUUCUUCAUGACAGGAUAAACUCUUCUCGGUUAAUUUUGAAGCUCCUUGGCCUGGCUUAGCUUGCUAGCUACUAACAAAGACGCGAAAGUUACCAAUGCACACUACGCAUGCGCCAGUCGUCAUUUUGCGCUACUGUUUUAGUUAAGGUUGCAACGAAAAUAUUGCAAGACGACAAGGUUGGUUCGUUCUCUUUUAUCGCCGCAGUGGUAGCCAUUGUUAAUUACUACUGCUCAGAAAAAAAUCGUCCCAUCGUCACUGUGAAGCUUCUCAGGCUAGCUUAGCUUGUUAGCUGCUAACAAAGAGACCCGCAAGUAAUCCAACACAUCGCUAAGCAGAGAUCAACUGUGAGAGUAAAGUGUGAUUGUGUGAAAAUGUGCGAAAGAACGAUAGCAGAGUACGAUGAGGUACUUUCUCCAACAAAAGAGGAGAACCACCGAGAACGUCAACUCCUGGACGCUGUUUUCAAGAAGCAUCAAGUUGUGUUACACAGAGCAGGUGUCAGUGAAGAGGAUCUUCCCCCUGAGCAAGAGGAGCCACAGCCCCCCCACAUUAAAGAGGAGGAGGAGGAGUCAGAGCCCACCCAAAUUUAUGAGGAGGAGCCAGGACCCCCCCACAUUAAAGAGGAAGAAGAGGAGCCACAGUUGCCCGACAUUAAUGAGGAAGAGAUGGAGCCCCAGACCUCCCACAUUAAAGAGGAAAAGGAAGAGCCCCGGUCCCCCUGCAUUAAAGAGGAAGAGGAGGAGUACAGCAUCAGUCAGGAAGAAGGGCAUCUUGAAGGACUGGAUGAGUUCCCAGUGGUGCGUGUCAUUGUGAAGAGUGAAGAUGAUGAAGACAAAGAUGAAAGUGAGGAGAAGAGAGAGGUGGAGCCUCCAAGCAGCAGCUCAACUCAACACAUGACAACAGAAGCUGAUAGAGACCACUGUGGAGGAUCACAAGCAGACAACCUCAUCGCUCCGCUGUCAGAUGAUGACGACGUAACGUCACACUCUUCUGACACUGAUGAUGAAGACGCUAAAGCUGAUAUGACAUGUCACACUGACAACACACACUUUAAAUGCUCUCAGUGUGACAAAACGUUUAAUCACCGUUGCAGUCUGAAAAGACACAUGACAAGUCACACAGGAGAGAAACCAUUUGCGUGCUCAGUUUGCAGUAAAAGAUUCUCUCGGAAUGCAGAUUUGACAAUACACACAAGAACACACACCGGAGAGCAACCUUUUUCUUGUUCGGUGUGUGGUUUGGGUUUUGUGCGAAGUCAGCAUUUGAAAAUACACAUGAUAGUGCACACUGGAGAGAAACCAUUCACCUGUUCAAUCUGUGGUGCAGGAUUUGUACGAAAUGGAGAUUUGAAAACGCACACAAGAAGACACACUGGAGAGAAACCUUUUUCCUGUACAAUCUGUGGCGUAGGUUUUGUACGAAGUGACAUUUUGAAAACACACAUGAGAAGACACACUGGUGAGAAACCUUUUUCCUGUACAAUCUGUGGUAUGGGUUUUGUACGGAGUCACACUUUGAAAAUACACGUGAGAAGACACGCUGGAGAAAAACCUUUUUCCUGUUCAGUGUGUGGUAAAAGUUUUGUGGAAAGUCACUAUUUGAAUAGACACAUGAGAAAACACACAGAAGAAAACCUAUAUUCCUGUUCAGUCUGCAACAAAAGCUAUUCUGAGCGAUCGGCACUUGUGAGACACAUGAGAAUACACACCGGUGAGAAAGUGUUGAGUUGCAGUGUGUGUGAGGAAAGAUUCUCUUAUAAGUACCAGCUUAACAAUCACAAGUGUGCUGGUGAGAACAACAGCAGUAAAUGAAGCUCCAUGAGUUGAAAUAAACAGUCAAUACUUUAAUAACUUUCCAACAUAACCACAUUUAAUGUGUGACUUUGUUGUGUGUGUUAAUAUGCUUCUAACAUUUAAAUGCAA